GUGUGUGUGUGUGCGUGCGUGUACGCGCGUUAUCCCCUCCCUCAGAGCGAGCGCGAGCUACGGAGAGAAGACACGGAGCAGAGUAAACGGCAGUCGGUGUGAACGUGAACGGACUCCGCUGUUUACUGCUAGUGUUGUUGCAGAGAUCGGAGUGCGUUCGGUUAAUGUUUUCGUUCCGCGCGUGGAUGAGGACAACGUGCGUGUAAGUGAACUAAACCCACCGGAACACGCGCACAGCUACGGUAACGGAUCGGAUCCGCUCGCGAGAGGAAAGUCCAGCUUUUGGAUCGUGUGUGAGUGAGAGAGAGAGAGAGUGUGUAAGAAAGAGAGAGUGUGUGUGUGUGUGUGUGUGUGUGUGGACGAGUCUUCGCUAUAACGGAGCGGCGGAGCGACAACACGGUCCCCACAAUGAGUGAAAAUGACUGACUGAAAAAAGGUGACUUUUUAAUCAUUGGUGACGGAAGUCGCUGUCAACGACUCUGAAGGCUCAUCGUCCAGUCUGAAGCGUUUCUGUGCUCCGAGAUAUAACGAACAUCCGAUCACAACCUCUGACAUACCGUUAGUCAUCCAAUCAGAACUGAAAAGUCGAGAUUCACCAAUUAGAAUUAUUGGAGCGUACCAAGAUUUCUCAGCUGAGCCAUCAGUAACAAGCUGUGAACCACCAGUGGUCCAAUCAGAACCAGUGUGUACCACCAGUGGUCCCAACAGAACCAGUGUGAACCACAGUGGUCCAAUCAGAACCAGUGUGAACCUCCAGUGGUCCAGUCAGAACCAGUGUGUACCACCAGUGGUCCAGUCAGAACCAGUGUGUACCACCAGUGGUCCAGUCAGAACCAGUGUGUACCACCAGUGGUCCAAUCAGAACCAGUGUGAACCUCCAGUGGUCCAGUCAGAACCAGUGUGUACCACCAGUGGUCCAGUCAGAACCAGUGUGUACCACCAGUAAUCCCAACAGAACCAGUGUGAACCACAGUGGCCCAAUCAGAACCAGUGUGAACCUCCAGUGGUCCAAUCAGAACCAUUGAGAACCAACAGUAGUUCAGUCAGAACUAUUAGGAACCACCAGUGGUCCAUUGAGAACGAACAUUUGUGUAAGCAGGACCGAUAAAUUGCUGCACUCCAAUCUGAACCAUUUCUACAAAAGCUCUAACAUUUCUACCAGUUCUUCAAUCCUCUGACCACUAAGAACCACCAAUCAGAUCCAUCACUGUAUACCAAGAAGCACCGUUUCUUCAAUCACUUGAAGAACAUCUGGAACUACCAGUUCGUUUGUUCUUUUUUUCCAACAUCUGGAACUACCAGUCAUCUAAUCAGGACCGUCGCCGUCCAACUGGAACCAAAUACCGUCAGCAGAAAUUUUCUGAUUUAUAUCCAGUCAUAACAAGGAUACCUGGAGAAAUGGGUGGGGCUAAAGUCCUACUCAUGAUGCUGGUGAUUGGUCUGGAAAAUGUGAACUGUGUGAACUGGAACCCAAUCCCACGCAAGACCAUCCGAUAUCACGAAGUGAUAGACAGCAUGGCGCGUUUCCGGUCAGUGGGUGUGUUUAACUACACCAUGUUGACUCUGUCAGAGCACGAGCGUGUCCUGUACGUCGGCGCCAGAGAGACGCUAUUCGCUCUUGACCCCAAUGACAUCACACGACAGCUCCGCCCACAGAUUGACUGGCCGGCCCCUGUGGAGAAGAAGAAAGAGUGUGCUGAGAGAGGAAAAAACAACCAGACGGAGUGUUUUAACUACAUUCGGUUCCUUCAGGGUUAUAAUCACACUCACAUGUACACGUGUGGAACCUAUGCCUUCCAGCCCAAGUGCACCUACAUCAACGUGGAUCAUUUCACUCUGAACAGCGCCACCCUGGAGGACGGGAAGGGCAAGUGUCCCUACGAUCCAGCUAAAGGCCACACCGGCCUCAUCGUGGAUAAGGAGCUGUACUCUGCCACUCUGAAUAAUUUCUUGGGCACGGAGCCGGUGAUCCUGCGCAACCUGGGACUGCAGCACUACAGCAUGAAGAGCGAGUACCUGCCGGCCUGGCUCAAUGAGCCGAAGUUUGUAGGUUCUGCUCUGGUGCGUGAGAGCAGGAACAGCCGUGAGGGAGAUGAUGAUAAAAUCUACUUUUUCUUCAGCGAGAGAGCCGUGGAGCUCGACUGUGACGGAGACCUGACUGUAGCUCGAGUGGCCCGUGUGUGUAAGGGUGACCAGGGGGGAACUCGGACACUACAGAAGAAGUGGACAACGUUUCAGAAGGCUCGUUUGGUUUGUUCCCUCCCCGAGCGCCACAUCACCUUCAACCACCUGCAGGCCAUCUUCACCAUGCAGGGAGCUGAUUGGAGGAGCACAGUCUUCUACGGAGUUUUUCACGCCCAGUGGGGGGACGUGGACGUCUCGGCCGUGUGUCAGUACCACAUUGGAGAGGUGAAGAGUGUGUUCGAGGGCCCUUAUAAGGAAUACCGCGAGGCGUCUCAGAGAUGGGGGAGAUACACCGGGGUCAUCCCGAACCCACGGCCUGGAGCGUGCAUCACUAACUUUGACAGAGAGAACGGUUAUAACAGCUCGCUGCAGCUGCCGGACGCCACGCUGAACUUCGCUAAGAAGCAUCCGCUGAUGGAGCUGAGGGCCGAGGCUCGACCCCUGAUGCUCACCAAGGGAGUGAACUUCACACGGAUCGCGGUGGACCGAGUGAACGCCCUCGACCAGAGAGUGUACAGCGUGCUCUUUAUUGGAACAGCUGAUGGAUGGCUCCAGCGAGUGGCGAUUGUUGGGUCUGAGGCUCAUGUGAUUGAGGAGAUCCAGCUGUUUGAUUGGCCGCAACCAGUCGAUAGUUUGACCAUCUCACACACCAAGAAGUACCUGUACAUCGGCUCUCGGUCUGAGGUGUUACAGUUGCCCUUGGCUAACUGCAGUCGUUAUCACUCACAGCCGGACUGCUGGCUGUCCCGAGAUCCGUACUGCGCCUGGGACAGCGAGGGACGAGCCUGUGUCCGCAUCGACCUCCACCGCGGCUCCAUGUCCACUCUCACUCAGGAUCUGAUGCUGGAGAGAUUCAAUCGAGGGUCAAAGGCUAAGUUUGAUAAGCCGGUGUCGAUCCCCAGCCCAGAACAUUCCCGGCUGAGGAACGUGACCGUGGUGGUGGGUUCGGACCUGGUUCUGCCAUGCCAGCUGGUCUCGAACCUGGCACAUCCCUCGUGGGCACUGAACGAGCGUGAGUUGUUGCUCUCAUCUGACUCGGACACUUUGGGUCCCCGUUUCGACCGCGCCCUUCGUGCCUUGGUCAUCCCACAGGCGGGCGCGUCCCAGACCGGACGCUACGUGUGUUACUCGGAGGAGCAGGGAGUAAAGUUCCAGACAGAGCGCUACCAGGUGGCUGUGGUGGCCAGCGCACCUGUGUUUAUGGAAGCGCGAGCGCCGGAUGCCAGCAUGGGGCUGUUCUGGGUGCUGGUGAUCGCGCUGGGUGUCACAUGUCUGGUGCUGCUCGCUGGCGCUCUCUACCUGCGCCGAAGGCUGAAAUUAGCACUGGGGAAAGCGGGAACUGCUGAGAUGAAGCCGUUAGAAAGCACGCUGGUCUACCCGAUAACACUGCCCAAGGAGACGCCAAGCUUUGUGCCCAGUAAGAUGCCCACCAGCUCAAACAAUGACGAGGAUCGCUUCUGGGAAACCGGCGCCAAUUUUUACUACUCUGACGGAUCGUUGAAGAUUGUGCCUGGACACGCGUCUUCGUCUUCGCCGAGCGCCAUUCCUGGUCAGCCACUACACUCGCCAAGCCGCCUGAGCCUCACCAACAUCCGGAACUCCAGCACCAACGGCUACGUCCGACUCAGCCUGAGCGUGGCGGGUGAGGACCGGGCGAACGGAGGGAUGAGUGCACCAGGAGUGGGAGGAGUUGGAGGAAAGCUGGGGAUCGGAGCCAGGGAGAACGACUACACAAGUCCCUUUAAGGAGGAGCUACGGAGGACACUGCAGCAGAGAAGCGUCCUCCCUGAUGCCAACCCCGAAGAGUCAUCAGUCUAGAGCACAAACAGAGACACCAAACAGUCACCUACCUCCCUCCUUCACGGAGAAACAUCCUUCCUCUCUAUUUCAUUAUCUUUCCUACCUUCCAUCAGACCCAUCUUCUAUCUCUCUCUCUCUCUCUCUCAGCUAAUGCCAUCAACCCAAUCCAGCAGCUGGCUUGCUAAUGCUAACAGCUAGCGCUCAUAUACAGAGUGCAUCAUGAUCUCUCCAUCAAAAUGGUUUUCGUUUCAUGACGAUGGCUAACCGAUAAAAGGCUACAAACUAUUUUUGGCUAGGUUUAGCUGUCACUCAAACACGUGGGAGGAGUCACACUGAUUCGCGUUCUGUUUCAGGAUUGGACGCGGGAGGGGAGGAGUGAAAAAAAAAGCAAGACGACAAUCAUACUUUUUGCAACAAAAAAGUGUGAAAAAGAAGAGAGAAGACGAAGUAAAUGAAGGGAGCUGUAACAGAAAGCGACCAACGAACUGUCAGGCUUUCUGGAAAAAAAAAACAGCUCGUUUAUUUUACGAUUUUUUUUUUCUUCUGAGAAUGUCUUCGGGCUCAAAGCACUAAUAUAUUGUGACCUUUGUAAUUUAAAGAUUUUUUUUUUCUUCGUAUUUCUGGAACAUUCGGGGUGACGGUGAAGGACGUAGGGACAUUUAUCUUUCUGUCCUUUAUCUCAGACUCGUGUUAUAAACGGAGCCGAGUGUUUGACUCGGAUAAACUGAAGAACUGUGUUUGUGCUGAACCGCAAACUUUACUGUAACUUUACUGUAAAAAAGACAUUUCAACAAGUGCAUUUCUGCAUUUAAAUCACUUCUGGGUGUUUCCUUCACCGUGGAUAAACUGACCCUCACCCUGAUUGGACACCGAAAGCUGCACUGCUGCAGCGUUAUCCAAUCAGAGGCUGCGUCCGAUUUCACGCAGAGUCUCACACCUUCAGAAGCAAAAGACGAGCACGCUUUCUCCUUUUCACAUUUUUUGCUGAACCAGAUGGAGACGUGUGUCAUCCAUCCGUGAGGGUACUGCAACCAGCUCCACCACCGCUCGCUACUUUCCUGCAUGAAGCUUGACAAAUAUCGUUGUUUUUGUUUUUGUUUUGUUUUGUUUUUUUCUCCAAAGUGCAAAAGUUCACCAAGUCUUACUCAUGACUCAGACUUUUGGAAGAAAAAAGAAAAAGACAUUGUGAUUUGUUUUUGUUCAUUUCACUGUGCCUCUUCAGCAUGGGCUAAAGCCAAAGUAGACUGCAGAUGGUUUUUAUCUUCUCCUUCUUCUAUUCAUUUCUUUUUUUUUUUUCUUAUCAUUAUUAUUAUUAUUAUUAUUGUUGUUGUUGUUCUUUCUUAUUUAAGUUUGGAGUCCGUCCACUGCACAGAAAAGGACUGUCCUGCUAUCCGAGCGUACCCGAGUGUUUGCUUUGUCAUUAAUCUCUUUUUUGAUGGAGAAAAAUUGAUAUAUUGUGUGGCAUGACAGCUUUAAGGUGUUUUUUUUUCCCAAGCAGCUCUCUGUUCUGUUCGCCCGAUAUCAAAUAAGAUGAAAAGAGAAAAAGAAAAAGACAGAAACUUUAACGCAGAAAUGAAAAGGUAGCUGAGAAUUUUCACCAUUUCACAGAAGAUUCCUGUUUCUUAAUUCGUUGGACGUUUCGUUGUUCGUGCACAAGCUAAAAAUAUCAAACAGAUUUCUCAGGGUGGAGCUUUUUAAACAUCUUAAGGAUCGACGCUAGCUGCAGGCAGGCGUGUGCCGAUCGACGGCUGCCCAGUAAAACUGCAUUAAUGUUUAAUAACAGUGUUAGUUUCGGUGUUUACGUUCGGGG
Tachysurus vachellii is the source of this 5794-nucleotide messenger RNA. RefSeq names its product sema domain, immunoglobulin domain (Ig), transmembrane domain (TM) and short cytoplasmic domain, (semaphorin) 4C (gene sema4c). Lineage: Eukaryota; Metazoa; Chordata; Actinopteri; Siluriformes; Bagridae. The record is from RefSeq and is a predicted model, not a curated record. Bases 1399 to 4002 code for a protein of 867 amino acids. Gene Ontology annotation, molecular function: chemorepellent activity; semaphorin receptor binding. Gene Ontology annotation, biological process: semaphorin-plexin signaling pathway; muscle cell differentiation; negative regulation of axon extension involved in axon guidance. The transcript has 17 exons.